Messenger RNA from Paracoccidioides brasiliensis Pb18, 1677 nucleotides. RefSeq lists its product as uncharacterized. The record is from RefSeq and is a predicted model, not a curated record. The transcript is spliced from 3 exons. Gene Ontology annotation, cellular component: nucleus; cytoplasm. Bases 1 to 1677 code for a protein of 558 amino acids. Gene Ontology annotation, biological process: regulation of barbed-end actin filament capping. Gene Ontology annotation, molecular function: protein binding.
AUGUGUCAUAGGCGCGCGUUUUUGGUUUGCAAGGACUGGAACUGGUCCAUCAAGCGACAGCUGCUUCUCACAAAUACCCCUGCUGAUAAAAUCCUCAAGUUUGGCAGCGAAGGAAUCUUCUGCCUUGACAAAUUGAGAGCCACUCUCCCUCUUGUCAUGGGGUAUGAGCUCAACUCAAAGCAUGAUUACGAUCUUGAUGCCGACAUGGAUGAUUACCCCGAGCUUGUUGAAGCCAAAAAGAGAAUCAUCACAGUCGGGCACUCUGUGUUUAGGUACAAAAUUAGACGUCAACGUCGCCCAGUCACCUCUGGAACGCCCGAGGCAUGGAUGCAGGAGGGCCACUUCUAUCCGUGGGUUUACCACUUGCAUGCGUCUGCUCCUGGGCCGGGGUACAAGCGUUAUCCGUGCAGGUGGACAAUCCAAUCUGAUGAACUUGUCCACGGAGCAUGGCCAGCUGGGUUCUCUAACCUUUCUUCACCGCUAUGGCGUCCACCAGGUCGAAUUCUACGGAAGGGGAGAGCAUCCGGUAGCUUUCGCCAUCCACAAGCAAAACUUGGAAUUCGUCGACGCUCUGCUCAGUCUUGGGUUCAAAUCGGCCGUUUUGGUGCGUCCCCGCGAGUCUUCCGUCGAAUGGUUAACGCCAAUCACCCAUGCCGUCCAAUUUGGGGACCACAGAUUGGGCCUCCGUUCUGUUUCGCUACAUCAGCCCCGAAUGAGGAAGAGGGUGUCAUUGGCUUGACUCCAUUGGUCAGAUCCAUUUUGAAAAACGAUGUGCCGAUGAUGAAGCGUCUCCUUGAUCAUGCGGUACAUGUCAAUCCAGUUCACAACAAGACCAUUCUCCCACUCGGAGUAGCCGUGGCGAACAACAACGUCGAAGCUGUCGAGCUGUUGCUCGACCUUGGGGCGGAUAUUGAUGACACCGACGCUUAUUUCUACAACGCCCUGGACUUUGCCAUCCACAACAAUCUCGAAAAUAUGGCUGUCCUGCUCCUCAACCGCGGUAUCCGAGUCACGACAUACAACGUCAAGCUCGCGGCGCGUUUCAGCACACUUGAUGCCCUUGUCAAGCUCAUCGAGCGUCCAGGGGUUGCACCACAUUUUGAAAAAUCCAACGGACUCAUAACCCGUGUUCCUGACCGCAACGGCAGACUUCAGGUACUUAUGCGCGAUAAUCCCCGCGUUCUGGCCUACAUCUCGACCACGAGCGACAAUGUGGCGAAAUACGUCACUCUUAAUCCCAUGCUCUUGCACCUUGCCGUGAAAGCGGGUCUUACUCGUGUUGUUGAGGACAUGCUUCAAGCCGGUGCUGAUCCAAAUGCGUUGGCUGCCAUGAACCCCAAGCGUUCGACCCUCCAAACUGUCAUUCGCAAACAGAAUCUGCCCAUCAUCCGCUUGCUGCUCAAGAAAGGUGCCGAUGUGAACUCCAAGGGUGGACGCCAUGGCUCCCCAUUGAAUGCUGUGAAACACGUGCGCAAUAAGGCUAUUCUGCGUAUGUUGAUAGGAUACGGCGUCAUCUAUGAUAGCUCAAUUGUCAACGAGUACGCAGCCUGGCCCGAGCUGGAGACCAAGGUGGUCAAGACAAACAACAAGGAGCCGAAGUUUUCGAGCCUGAAAGCAAAGUUGCCUUCUCUUCGCAACAUCUUUGCACGCACAAUACAAUGUCUGCACCGCAAGUAG